This is a messenger RNA of Drosophila erecta, 538 nucleotides long. Its product is annotated as glycine-rich protein 2. Lineage: Eukaryota; Metazoa; Arthropoda; Insecta; Diptera; Drosophilidae. The coding region runs from base 8 to 538 and encodes 176 amino acids. The transcript is spliced from 3 exons. The record is from RefSeq and is a predicted model, not a curated record.
GCUAAGGAUGCGUCACGCUGUGAUCCUUGUUUUCGUGUGUUGCCUGCUGAUCGCCUUGGCCUCUGCCGGUUUGCUGGGCGGUGGAGGCGGUGGUGGUGGCUACGGCGGCGGUGGUGGUGGCCAGGGUGGCUACGGCGGUGGUGGCGGAGGCGGUGGUGGUCAGGGCGGCUAUCAGAAGAACGGAGGAGGUGGCCAUGGAGGUGGCGGCCAUGGAGGCGGCGGCCAGGGCGGCUACGGCGGCGGUAGCCAAGGUGGACAUGGAGGUGGGCAGAAGAACGGAGGAGGCGGCUAUGGAGGUGGUGGACAAGGAGGCUUCGGAGGUGGCAAUAAAGGUGGCCACGGAGGACAAGGAGGUUACGGCGGCGGCCAAGGAGGCGGCGGCCACGGAAGCAAGUCCUUGGCCGGCAAUCGCGGCAGUUCCGUGUCCUGGCAGGGCGGAAAUGGAGGCAACAAGCACGGAGGCGGCGGAGGAGGUGGUGGUGGACUCUACGGUGGUGGCGGCGGUGGAGGUGGCAAACAGCACGGCGGUGGCUGGUAA